This is a messenger RNA of Leucoraja erinaceus (little skate), 6343 nucleotides long. RefSeq names its product UAP56-interacting factor-like. The transcript is spliced from 9 exons. Gene Ontology annotation, biological process: mRNA export from nucleus. Lineage: Eukaryota; Metazoa; Chordata; Chondrichthyes; Rajiformes; Rajidae. The record is from RefSeq and is a predicted model, not a curated record. Bases 2188 to 3081 code for a protein of 297 amino acids. Gene Ontology annotation, molecular function: mRNA binding.
CAAGAAGUGGUAACAUCCUCAUAAAUCUUUUGUGCACUGUUUCUGGGUUUAUGGCAUUUUUCAUACAGCAGGGUGACCAAAAUGAACACAAUACUCCAAGUCCAGACUCACCAAUGCCUUGUAUAACUGAUAUAGGUUUUAUGGACUAAGUUGCGUGCAGUAUCAUCAUGUAAAUCACCCUGUAAAUCACUAAAGACUGUCAGCACAUUGAAGGUUCUGAUAAAUUUCAUCAUCACUGUCUAUGUUUCCUGAGUUUAAGAUCCAAGCUGUUGCCAAUACUUCCACUGAAACAAACAAGAGGAUAGCCUUUACACUCAACAUGUGCAAGUCAAAGGUGAUCAUCUAACCUGCCCCUUUGGUACUACACAUUCCUUUCUCACAAUAAAGGUUUGUGGUGAAACCCUAGAAACCAUGGCUCACAUUCUAUAUCUAGAGAUCACCUCUCAGUGAACACAGACAUUGAUGAUGAAAUUCACCAUCUUUUUCAGUACACCAGCACAGCCUUUGGUCAAUUGUGGGAAAGGGUAUUUGAAGCUCAAGAUUCCAGGAAAGGCGCAAAAAUUCAUGAUCCACUGGGCAGCAGUGAUUCCUGCCCUUCUAUAUGCUUCUGUGAUGUGGAGUACCACCUCACAAAUAGCCCAUCCACUUGCCUAUCAUCUACCACCUACUUAUCUAUAGAACAGUCAGUAGUUUCCACAUUUGCCUCAUCAGCCACUUCCACAAAACCCCACAAACCUGAAGUGGAAACAAAUCAUCCUCAGCCCUGACGGGCUUUCUUAGGAUAAUUGCUUGGAUAGGUAAGGUAUAGAGGUAUAUGGACAGGUGGGGUUAGUCUUGGUCGGCAUGGGCAAAUAGGGCUACAAAGCCCGUUUCCAUGUUGUAUGACUGACAAGAACACUGUUGUUCAUUUAAGAUUAAAGUUUCUUAUUAGAAGUCAUUGACCUGAAAUUGAACUAUUUCUACAAAUACUGUCUGGACUGUAAAUGUUUCCAGAUAUUUCAUAUUUUGCUUAGAAACAUUAAAGCUACCUUAGUUAACAUUGUAGCUACAAGACGUACAGGUCUGUAGGUUGAUUGGCAAGUAUAAGUGUAAAUUGUCCAGAGUGUGUUUGGAGGAUAGUGUUAAAGUACGGGGAUCGCUGGUUGGUGCAGACUCGGUGGGUCGAAGGGCCUGUUUCCGCGCUGUAUCUCUAAACUAAACUAAAACAUAGGAACUCAGUGCUCCUUUAGAUUUCAGUCUUAAUCACACGCUUUGUAUGUCUGUGACAGGAAGUUAGUGGUUAUUCUCUGCUUCCGUCCAAGUCUAAAGAUGGUCCAGUUAAACCGCCAGUUAAGUUUCCUGGUGUUCCAUCAAAUUUGAACAUAUUGAAACUAACGUGUACAGAGCCCUAAAAUAUUUUAAAAAAACAUUAAAGUUAUUAACUAACUAAAUCACAAUCGUUGAUGUUUGAUAAUGUCAUGAUUAACCUUUCAACAGACAACCGAAAGAGUUCCAUUUAACUUUUAAAUAGAUUUAAUAUUAGUUACUAUGCUCCUAGCACCAGUAUCUUGUGCCAUUCUCCAUAGAAAGCAUGUUGCCAAAAGAGAUUUGCAUUUGAAGAAUUGAAAGAAUCCUAUAUUUAGAUUUAUUUUAGAAUGCAACAUGGAAAUAGGUCUUUCCGCUCGUCGAAUGGACGCCAAACAUCGAUCACACUCGUUCUUUUAUCCAUUCACUUACUCAUCCACUCCUUACAUACUAGGGACCAAAGAUGUUAUAGCGGAGCCAUAAGAUCAUUGCUAGGGACAAUUUACAUGGGCCAAUUAACCUACAAAUCCCCAGUACCUGGAGGAAACCCACAUGGUCACAGUGGCUCAUGCAAACUCCACACUGACAGACCCUACGGCGGGCUCGAACGUAGGUCUUUGGCGCCGAGGCAGCAGCUCCACGCUCAUGUUAAUUUUAAUGUAACUUUGGUUGAUAUGUUCAGUAACUAUUAUAUUAGCAAUUAGAUUAAUCCGUUGCCAUCCCCAGGAAUUUAAUCCGUUCCCUUCGUAUCGUCAUUUCAAGUCACGUUAUCACGACCACAACGCAGACAGCAUUCCGUACAUGCGCCUUGGAGAUAGAAGCUAAAUCUGAGCAAGUGACAAUUCUCACGUUUACUCUUCACUUCACUUUGAAUUGUUCAUUAGCAUCCGUCAUAAAGAAAAAAUGACUGAGUUCGCCGCUGAACCUGUUCCUAUGGACGUAGACAAAAACUCGGAAAAGAUUGACAUGUCUUUGGAUGAAAUUAUUAAACUCAAUAAAAAGGAAAACAUCUCUGCAAUGAUUGCAGUUAACAGGACAAGAGAACAACAGAAAAGACAAUGGAAUUUGCACCCUCACAUCCCACAAAUUCAGCCAUCACAAAGAAUGCAACAGAAUAUACAGGGAUCUAGUCGACCACCGGGAAAUGCCUUUGGAUCACGAGGAUAUGGGAGAAUUAAUCAACGCUGGCAAACACAGGCUAGAUAUCCCAGAAUUAGACCAGAUGGAAGAGAACCAACCAUAGCAGUCAAACAACAGAUUGCACCCAUUCGGAAAGGAACUCCAAGGAUCAUAUGGGGAAGAGCACAGCAAACCAAGAAGAGUUUCAGGCCUACACGACAGGGGCUUCCUCAACUGCUGAAAAGAAGGAUUAUGUUCCAAAAUAAAGUUUCAAACCAGCAGAAGAGACAACUAAUACAAAAUCAACAAAGACAAACCAAGGUGAACAUUAAAAGAGGGUUUCUGCAAAUGGGUUUGGAAGCUGCACAGAAGAAACAAUGGACUCAAGUGUGGCAGCAACGAUCAACUACCAGCUCAAUUUUAACAAUAUCUCUACCCAAUCCACUGGCCAACCAUCCACCAGUUCAAAGACCAAGAAUUCAACAGUCUACAGCUGGAAGAAAACGAAUGGGAACAAAAGUAGUGAGAAAACAGCCAAAAGGAGUUUACCUUGGAUUCAACUUGAAGAGUAUUGCCAAUCAGACAUGUGUGACCCUGAAUGAUCGAUUUUCCUCUAUAAAGAUACGUCCCCAUCCUGCAACACCAAGAAGAGGAGGCAGAACUGUUACUAUGGGCUGAUAUUUGCCCUUGUUGCUUUAUAUUUAGUUUUCAGAGUAGAGUAUAAGGAAUAGGUUUUAUUUAUUAUUGUUGAAGAAUAAGGGGUAAGCCAUUUAGAACAGAGAUGAGAAAAAAAAAUUCACACAGAGGGUUGUGAAUCUGUGGUUAUCUCUGCCUCAGAAGGCAGUGGAGGCCAUUUUUCUGUAUGCUUUCAAGGGAGAGUUGGAUAGAGCUCUUAAAGAUAGCGGAGUCAGGGGAUAUGGGGAGAAGGUAGGAACGGGGUACUCAGUGUGGAUGAUCAGCCAUGAUCACAGUGAAUGGCGGUGUUGGCUCGAAGGGUCGAAUGGCCAACUACACCUAUUGUUAAUGCUUUCAAAUUAUCUAUUUAAAAUGCAAACAUGGUGUAUCUAAUAUAGUACACACUGGAAAUCUCAUGCUCUCAGCACAAAAUGUUUUCAUUAAAUGAUGCAAGUACCUAUUCUAUCCCCAUUAAUUAAAAUGUAAUUUUCCCCCCAAGAGAAAUGUGACACUACCAUUUGCUCAAAUGAACCAAUCCAUUAAAGCAAGAUAAAACAAUUUAAAUUAAUCAAAUAACACCCUUUUUUUUUAAAGCAAUUUAAAUAAAUAGUUAAUUUAAAUUGAAUUAAGAGGAAUAAAUUAUACAUUGAAAUUAAAGAUAAUGAGUGUGGUUCUGCAUUUGUAUCUGUCAGAAUGAUCCAUAGAACUGGGGCGGGUGAGGUCUUUUGCUCAUGGCAAGUGAGCAUUCAGUUACACAAUCAUUUUAGAUCCAAAUGAUUCAGAGUGCAUACAUUCAGAAAUUAUCUGGCACAAAUUGAGAUUUUUGGAGCCAUUUUAAACAGCUGAUGCACACCAAAAUGUUAGUGAUCAAGCUAUCACUGACGAGAGUAGGAUGCAGGAUCAUUGAAUAGAGUUGUAGAAUUGUUACUACACAGCAGGCCAUUAAGUUGAUCAUGUGUGUACCAGUAAACCAUCAAAGCUAUUCUAUGAUGCACUCUGACUGGUUGCAUCAUGGCCUGGUACUGCAAUUCCAAUGACAGGCAUGCAAGAGGAUGCUGUGAUAGACUGAGCCCAGUCCAUCAUCGGCACAGCCUCCCCACCAUCUAAGGCAUUUAUAUGAGGCCUCAUGAAAGCGGCAUCUAUCAUCAAGGAUCCCCAGCAUCUGGCCAUGCCCACUUCGUACUGCUACCAUUUGGAAGGAUGUACAGAAGCAUGAAGUCCCACACCACCAGAUUUAGGAACAGCCACACACAAAGAACCAUCAGAUUCCUACUCUGUUAUACACAAUCCUAACCCUACCUCAGCAAUAGAUACCUAUACUGAACCACUAUCAUGGACUUGUUUAUAUUGUGUUUUAGCACAAAUGCCUUGAGUUUGCACAGUUUUUUUUUCUUUUCAUUACCUUGUGUAAUUUGUGUCUAAUUAUGUUCUGUGUGUUGGCUGAGUACACAUGCUGUGGUGCUGCUGCAAAAAAACCUUUUCAUUGUGCCUGUACAUCACCGUACUGAUUCAUGUGGCAAUAAACUCAUUUAGACUCCUGGUUUCUGCCUGGCCACUUCUCUGUAGUCUUGUUUUUUUUUUCCUCAUCAUAUAUUUCUCCAAUUCUUGAAGGCCUGCUUCCAUCAUACCUGCAUUUAAAAUUUCAACUACAUAUUGCUUAAGAAGUUUUUUCCUCCUGUCACUAUUGAUACUAGUUCCCUUUAUCUUAGACCUGUGAUGUCCUCGAAUCUACAUCAAAGGGAAAGCCACCAUCCACUCUGUCCAGACCACUCAUUAUCACCUCCAAAAGAAACACAGCUACUGUCAGGCAGGAAGUACAGAAGCUUGAAGUCUCACGUCACCAGGUUCAGGAACAGCUACAACCAUCUGGUUCAUAAUAUGGCUUGCAUAACCCUAACCCCAUUCUUGUAAAUAUAUUCUUGUAAAUGUAAUCCUUCAACAACUUUUGCAAAUAUUUUCUAGACCCUCAAAUGCCUUCACAUCCCAGCAGUAACACGGUGACCAGAUAAUAAACUAUUUCCUAUAAUAAAUAGUGCUCCUCCAGGCCACAAACUGUAGCCACUGUGUGCUAAUGGUGGAGAGAAUGAAUGUGGUGCUAAUCCAGUGGGCUGUUAUGUUCUGGAUAGGGAUAAGCUUUUAUGAGUUGUUGGAACUGCCCUCAUCAUGCAAUUGGACUUCUCCCAUAAUUGUCUACUGUAGGUGGUUGGAAGGCAUUGGGGCAUCAGGAGGUGAGUCACACACCACAGAAUAUCCAGCAGAAAAAAACACAAUGUUACUGGAGUAAAUCAGCAGGAUAAUCAGCAUCACUGUAGGACGUGAAUAGGUUACAUGUCGGGUCGGGUCAAGACCUGUCGUGGUUUUAAGACUCAAAGUUGGAUAAGAUGACACAGACACGGAGAAUUCUGCAAGAAGACGAAAGCCUUUAUUUGCAAAUAUUCAGCUGGAACAUUCAGAGACAACACCACCUGUCCAUUCUCCAAUUGCUCUCCGAUUCACAGAACCAAGCAGCUUUUUAUCACAGUUUUUCAACCCUAAUCUCUGCUACAUUAUCUUUCAUGCUGUACUCCUCUUGCAUCAAUCUGUCUUUGAUUCUAGUAUUCUCUGUCUCGCCACCAUUAACUUCCGACCUUGGUUCAGUCUUUACAUUUCCCCUCAUAUCUCUUCCUCUUUCGGCCGCCCUCAAAUUCCAAACUGUUACUUUUAAUCUCCCAGCUAUGUUUUUAGCUAAAGCCAAGGUUACACACACCAUUUUAUGUUUAAUACAAGGAUAUAAAUGUAGUUAUUAAGAAUACAAAAUAAUAAAAUAAGUAACUUGUUUAGUGCCUUGAUUACUAGAUAAAUGAUUUAAUUAAGUGCUGCUAAAUGGCUAAUAAUCACACGAGUCUGAGUACAAUAAACUGAUGUCUGAUUACAUAAAUUGCUGACAUCUGCUGGCUAUGAUAAAUGUUUUAAUUAAGUGUUCUAUAACUUCCAUAGACUCUUCAUACUGUCCCAACACAAAACAUCACUCCAUGAUCUCCAGAGAUGCUUCUUGACAAUGUGAAGAGACAGCAGCGGCAGCUAAACCGCGCCAGCGUACACUCUCCCUUCCGACAGCCAUCUUGGACACAAACUAAAAUAAUCAUUUACACACAAAAAAUCAUCCUUCCCCCCCCCCACAAUGGUUAGCACUGUGGGGGAAGGCACAAUGUCCAGUCCCCAUCCUCAUCUUCUGAUUCAUCCCAUCCUUGACACAGCACAGGCCCUGUCCGUGGCACCCAAAACA